This is a messenger RNA of Brassica oleracea var. oleracea, 1223 nucleotides long. RefSeq names its product auxin-responsive protein IAA13-like. NCBI's taxonomy places the organism in Eukaryota, Viridiplantae, Streptophyta, Magnoliopsida, Brassicales, Brassicaceae. The transcript has 4 exons. The coding region runs from base 170 to 910 and encodes 246 amino acids. Gene Ontology annotation, biological process: regulation of DNA-templated transcription. Gene Ontology annotation, cellular component: nucleus. Gene Ontology annotation, molecular function: protein binding. The record is from RefSeq and is a predicted model, not a curated record.
AAACCCUUAAAAUCCUCUCUCUGUCUCUUUCUGUUUGUCUGUUUCCUUAUCUCCUCCUGAAUUUGCACUCCCAGGUGUUUCCAAGUCCUUAACUUCCAAAACACUCUCUCUCUCUUUUGUAGUAUUUAGUUUUGGAUUCUUAGAACUCUUAUUUAGUGGGUUUUCUAAAAUGAUUACUGAGCUUGAGAUGGGGAAAGCUGAGAGUGAGCUAGAACUGGGUCUAGGCCUCAGUCUUGGCGGUGGAACGGCGUCCAAGAUUGUUAAACCAGGUGGUGGAGGCGCGUGGGGAGAGCGUGGGAGGCUUUUGACUGCAAAAGAUUUUCCUUCAGUUGGCUCUAAACGAGCUGCUGACUCUGCUUCUUACGCUGGUGCAUCUCCUCCUCGUUCAAGUCAAGUUGUGGGAUGGCCACCUAUUGGAUCUCACAGGAUGAACAGUUUGGUUAAUAACCAAGCCACAAAGUCACCCAAGGAAGAAGAAGAAGAUGGUAAGAAGAAAGCCAAAGAUGAUGAGACUAAAGAUGUUACAAAGAAAGUGAAUGGAAAAGUGCAAGUUGGGUUUAUCAAGGUGAACAUGGAUGGAGUUGCUAUAGGAAGAAAAGUUGAUUUGAAUGCUCAUUCUUCUUACGAGAACUUGGCGCAUACACUGGAAGAUAUGUUCUUUCGCACUAGUCCAGGUACUAUAGGGCUAACCGGUCAGUUCACCAAACCGUUGAGGCUUUUGGAUGGAUCUUCUGAGUUUGUACUUACUUAUGAAGAUAAGGAAGGUGAUUGGAUGCUUGUUGGUGAUGUCCCAUGGAGAAUGUUCAUCACGUCGGUGAAAAGGCUUCGGGUGAUGAAAACCUCUGAAGCUAAUGGACUUGCUGCAAGACAUCAAGAUCCGAAGGAGAGGCAAAGAAACAAACCUGUUUAGCUCUUUUUUCCACAUUACGUUAUUACAGUUUUUUUUUGUGUGGGAGUUUUGCAAGUCUGAGUUACUUGUGGAGCAAGUACAAGGAAGAAACAGAAGCUAGAUUGAUCUUAUCCAGUUUGUGUAUGCUUCUUGGUUCUUCUAAAGUUUUUUUUUUUCUUUAGGGUUUUCUUUUUGCUUGCUGUCUUUUUUUUUUACUGUUGCGAUUUCAUCAUAUACUAUGGAAGAGAAUGCUCUUUAUUUCUUUUACCACACUGUAUAUAUUUGAAGCUUAUCUAAGAUGUUUCUAUGGGUUUUGUAACAAAAACUUCUGUUU